This is a messenger RNA of Salarias fasciatus (jewelled blenny), 9041 nucleotides long. RefSeq names its product fibrillin 2b (gene fbn2b). The record is from RefSeq and is a predicted model, not a curated record. Gene Ontology annotation, molecular function: calcium ion binding. NCBI's taxonomy places the organism in Eukaryota, Metazoa, Chordata, Actinopteri, Blenniiformes, Blenniidae. The transcript is spliced from 65 exons. Bases 244 to 8859 code for a protein of 2871 amino acids.
CUCACAAGGCUAUAGUUCAAUAUUGCAUUCUGGGGCACAGACUGUGUGUCAAAUUGCGACUGGGCUCCUCGACACCAAGGCACUCCAAUUGCUGCAAGCCCUGCUCUGGAGUGCACUUCAAGACUGGGUCCGACUCCAGCUGGAGAUCCCUCUGCUCAGUCUGGGUCCAUAAGGUGAAUCGAGAGUCAGAGAGUGAACGGUGGCACUGGGGUGAUUUGGUUGGAGGGAAAGCCAGGCCGACCAAUGGGAUCAGGGAAGCUGGCUCAGGUGCUACUGGGAUGGGCGGCGGUGUGUCUUGGGGCAGUUCACUUAGCUGGUGCUCAAACUGGGAAUGGACCAUACCAAGCUAGCCGCUUCACGGGCAGCGUGGACCAGAGGGAGGUGCAGCGGGUUCGGCGUCGAGGCCAGGAGACACUGAGAGGGCCCAAUGUGUGUGGCUCUCGCUUCCAUUCAUACUGCUGUCCAGGCUGGAAGACUCUGCCUGGGGGGAACCAGUGUAUUGUUCCAAUUUGUAGGAACUCGUGUGGCGAUGGCUUCUGUUCCAGACCCAACAUGUGUACCUGUUCCAAUGGACAACUGUCUCCCAGCUGCGGAGCAGGAGCAGGAGUUCAGUCCUGUAACGUCAGGUGUAUGAAUGGAGGCAGCUGUGCAGAGGACGCCUGCUCCUGUCCAAAGGGAUACACUGGCAGCCAUUGUGGACAACCUGUUUGUGAGAACGGCUGCCAGAACGGUGGACGCUGCAUCGGACCCAACAGAUGUGCCUGUGUCUAUGGUUUCACUGGCCCGCAGUGCGAGAGAGACUACAGGACGGGGCCAUGCUUCACCCAGGUGAACAACCAGAUGUGCCAGGGCCAGCUUAGUGGAAUCGUCUGCACCAAAACUCUCUGCUGCGCCACUAUCGGCAGAGCUUGGGGACACCCCUGCGAGCAGUGUCCCGCCCAGCCGCACCCCUGCAGACGAGGCUUCAUUCCCAACAUCCGCACCGGAGCUUGCCAAGAUGUGGAUGAGUGCCAGGCAGUGCCAGGUCUGUGCUCUGGAGGCAACUGCAUCAACACUGUGGGAUCCUAUGAAUGUAAAUGUCCUGCUGGUCACCGUCAGAGCGAAACCAAUCACAAAUGUGAAGAUAUCGACGAAUGCAGCACCAUUCCAGGUGUGUGCGAUGGAGGAGAGUGCACCAACACCGCUGGUAGCUAUGUCUGCACCUGUCCACGAGGAUACAUCUCCAGCACAGACGGCUCCAGAUGUGUGGACCAGCGUGUGGGAACCUGUUUCUCUGCUCUGACCAAUGGCCGCUGUGCUGCCGAGCUGAGUGGUCAGUACACCAAGAUGCAGUGUUGCUGUGACACAGGACGCUGCUGGGCUCUGGGGCAGAUCCCCGAGAUGUGCCCUGUCAGAGGAUCUGAUGAGUUCAGGCGCCUGUGUAUUGUCGGUGUUCCUCAAGGACACGGUCUCCCUCAUGGCUACCCUAAUGGACACUUUCCCAACAACAAUGGCAAUGGGUUCAAUGGAUACGGAUACAAGUUCCCCAGUGUACCAAAUGGUAACGGAAAUGGAGGCAUCGGUGGCAACGGAGGACCGACGCACCAACACAUUGGCACUGUUUCUAUCAAUGACACCAUUGAUGUGUGCAAACAUUUUACCAACCUGUGUCUGAAUGGACGCUGCAUCCCAACACCAACAAGCUACCGCUGUGAAUGUAACAUGGGUUACAGGCAGGAUGUUCGUGGAGAGUGUAUAGAUGUUGAUGAGUGUGUGAGUAACCCAUGUAUCAAUGGAGACUGUGUCAAUACGCCUGGCUCGUACCACUGCAAGUGUCACGAGGGAUAUCAGGGAACUCCUACUAAACAGGCCUGCAUUGAUAUUGACGAGUGUAUUGUGAAUGGAGUGAUGUGUCGCAAUGGCCGCUGUGUCAACACUGAAGGAAGCUUUCAGUGCAUCUGCAAUGCUGGAUUUGAGCUCACUCCUGAUGGAAAGAAUUGCAUCGAUCAUGAUGAGUGUGCCACAACCAACAUGUGUCUGAAUGGCAUGUGUAUCAAUGAGGACGGCAGCUUUAAGUGUAUCUGCAAGCCUGGUUUUGCGCUUGCACCCAAUGGACGUUACUGCACCGACAUUGAUGAGUGUCAGACACCGGGCAUUUGUAUGAACGGACGCUGCAUCAACUCGGAGGGCUCAUUCCGGUGUGAGUGCCCACCAGGUCUGGCUAUCGAUGUGGACGGGAGAGUUUGUGUGGACACGCACAUGAGGACCACCUGCUAUGGUGCCAUAAAGAUGGGCACAUGCUCACGCCCGUUUCCUGGUGCCGUUACUAAGUCAGAGUGUUGCUGUGCCAAUCCUGAACAUGGGUUUGGAGAGCCUUGCCAGCCCUGCCCCUCCAGAAACUCAGCUGAGUUCCAGGCGGUGUGCAGCAGUGGAAUUGGGAUCACAGCUGAUGGCAGAGACAUCAACGAGUGCGCCUUGGACCCAGACAUUUGCCAGAAUGGCAUAUGUGAGAAUCUGAGAGGAAGCUACCGUUGCAUCUGUAACAUUGGCUAUGAGUCUGAUACAAGUGGAAAGAACUGUGUUGACAUCAACGAGUGUCUGGUGAACCGUCUGCUCUGUGACAACGGACUGUGCAGAAACACUCCUGGAUCGUACACAUGCUCCUGUCCAAAAGGAUUUGUUUUCAAACCAGACUCUGAAACCUGCGAAGAUAUUAAUGAGUGCGAGUCCAGUCCGUGCAUCAAUGGAGUGUGUCGCAAUGUGGCCGGGUCUUUCAACUGCGAGUGCUCCCACGGCAGCAAGCUGGACUCCACCAACACCAUCUGCGUGGAUAGCAUGAAGAGUACUUGCUGGCUCACAAUACAGGACAACCGCUGUGAGGUCAACAUCAAUGGAGCCACACUGAAGUCUGAGUGCUGCUCCACGCUGGGAGCUGCCUGGGGCAGCCCUUGCGAACCUUGCGAGAUUGAUACUGCUUGUUCUCGAGGAUUUGCUCGUAUGAAAGGCCUUGUCUGUGAAGAUAUAAAUGAGUGUGAGGUAUUCCCUGGAGUGUGCACAAAUGGCCGGUGUGUGAACACACAAGGCUCUUUCCGCUGCGAGUGCGCUGAGGGACUCACUUUGGACAGUACAGGCCGUACAUGUGUUGAUAUGCGUAGUGAGCAGUGCUACAUGAAGUGGCAUGAGGACGAGUGCGGUGCACCGCUGCCAGGAAGAUACCGUGUGGACAUGUGCUGCUGUUCAGUGGGCGCUGCCUGGGGCGUCGACUGUGAAGAGUGUCCCAAGGCAGGCACACCUGAGUACAGAUCCAUCUGUCCCCGAGGACAUGGCUUUGCAAACAGAGGAGACAUCUUGACUGGCAGGCCUUUCUACAAAGAUGUGAAUGAGUGUAAGGUCUUCCAGGGUCUGUGCACAUAUGGAACUUGCAGAAAUACCAUCGGUAGUUUCAAGUGUCGAUGCAACAGCGGCUUCGCACUCACUGCUGAGGAGAGGAACUGCACAGAUAUCGACGAGUGCCGCAUCUCCCCUGAUCUUUGUGGUCAUGGUACAUGUGUCAACACGCCUGGCAGUUUUGAGUGUGAAUGCUUUGAGGGCUACGAAAGUGGGUUCAUGAUGAUGAAAAACUGCAUGGACAUUGAUGAGUGUGAGAGGAACCCCUUGUUGUGCCGUGGAGGAAUCUGCCUGAACACAGAAGGGAGUUAUGAGUGUGAAUGUCCCACUGGACACUCACUGAGCAGCGAUGGGUCGGCUUGUGAAGAUGUGAAUGAGUGCCAGUUGAGCGACAACUUGUGCAAGAAUGGACAGUGUGUUAACAUGCCGGGAACCUACCAGUGCUCCUGUGACACCGGCUACCAGGCCACACCAGACCGACAGGGCUGCGUUGAUAUUGAUGAGUGUACCAUUAUGAACGGAGGCUGUGAGACUCACUGUACUAACUCGGAGGGUAGUUACGAGUGCAGCUGUAGUGAGGGCUACGCUCUCAUGCCUGAUCUCAGGACCUGUUCAGAUAUCGAUGAGUGUGAGGAGACUCCAGACAUCUGCGAUGGAGGCCAAUGUACCAACAUUCCUGGAGAAUAUCGCUGUCUGUGUUACGAUGGUUUCAUGGCAUCCAUGGACAUGAGGACCUGUAUUGAUGUGAAUGAAUGUGACCUAAACCCAAACAUCUGUCUCCAUGGUGACUGUGAAAACACCAAAGGCUCCUUUAUCUGCCACUGUCAACUGGGAUACUUUGUCAAAAAGGGAUCCACCGGCUGCACAGAUAUUGAUGAGUGUGAGAUUGGAGCUCAUAACUGUGACAUGCAUGCUGCCUGCAUCAACGUGCCUGGAAGCUUCAAAUGUCGCUGUCGAGAUGGCUGGGUGGGAGAUGGUAUCAAAUGUGUGGACCAAGAUGAGUGCUCUGCAGAGGACCACAACUGCAACCCUAAUGCAGACUGUGUCAACACACCAGGAUCCUACAGGUGUGCAUGCAAAGAGGGCUUCAAUGGAGAUGGCUUUUCAUGCUCUGACAUGGAUGAGUGUGCAGACAACGUGAACCUGUGUGAGAACGGCCAGUGUCUUAAUGCUCCUGGGGGCUACCGCUGCGAGUGUGAGAUGGGCUUCACUCCCACAGAAGACAGCAAGGCUUGUCAAGACAUCGAUGAGUGUAAUUUCCAGAACAUCUGUGUGUUUGGAACGUGCCAGAACCUCCCAGGGAUGUUUCGUUGUGUAUGCGAUGAUGGCUAUGAACUGGACCGGAGUGGAGGAAACUGCACUGAUAUCAACGAGUGUGCAGACCCUGUGAACUGCAUCAAUGGACUUUGUGUGAACACACCAGGAAGCUAUGUCUGUAACUGUCCAGCCGACUUUGAGCUCAACCCGACUGGUGUGGGCUGUGUGGACACGCGUGUUGGAAACUGUUUCCUGGACAUCCUUGCCCGAGGUGAUGGAGGAAUCUCCUGCAGUGCAGAGAUCGGAGUGGGCGUGACCCGAGCUUCCUGUUGUUGCUCCCUGGGAGGAGCCUGGGGAAACCCUUGUGAACUUUGCCCUGCUGCCAACUCCACGGAAUAUAAGACACUUUGUCCAGGAGGAGAAGGUUUCAGACCAAAUCCCAUCACCGUUAUCCUGGAAGAUAUUGACGAGUGCCAGGAGCUACCUGGUCUCUGUCAGGGUGGAAACUGUGUUAACACAUUUGGCAGCUUUCAGUGUGAGUGUCCAGCAGGCUACUACCUCAAUGAAGAGACUCGCAUCUGUGAGGAUAUUGAUGAGUGCACAACUCAUAUUGGAAUCUGCGGGCCCGGGACUUGCUACAACACUCUGGGCAAUUACACCUGUGUCUGUCCUCCGGAAUACAUGCAGGUCAAUGGAGGAAACAACUGCAUGGACAUGAGGAAGAGUGUGUGUUACCGCAACUUUAAUGACACGUGUGAAAAUGAGCUGUCGUUCAACAUGACCAAGAAGAUGUGCUGUUGUGCCUACAAUGUGGGAAAAGCCUGGAACAAGCCAUGCGAGGCCUGUCCUACUCCCGCAACAUCUGAGUAUCAGUUACUGUGUGGUAACCAGGCACCUGGCUUCAUCAUUGACAUCCACACUGGCAAGCCAAUUGACAUUGAUGAGUGUCGAGAGAUUCCUGGCAUCUGUGCUAAUGGAGUCUGCAUCAACCAGAUCGGUAGCUUCCGCUGUGAAUGUCCCAUGGGUUUCAGCUACAACAACAUACUACUCAUUUGUGAAGAUAUCGAUGAAUGUAACAGUGGGGACAACCUGUGCCAACGCAACGCCAACUGUAUCAACAUUCCAGGAAGCUACCGCUGCGAGUGCUCACCCGGCUUCAAACUGUCUCCCAGUGGGGCUUGUGUGGAUCGUAAUGAGUGCCAGGAGAUUCCUAAUGUGUGCAGCCAUGGAGAGUGUAUUGACACACAGGGCAGUUAUCGCUGUCUCUGCCACAAUGGCUUCAAAGCUACCGCUGAUCAGACCAUGUGCAUGGACAUUGAUGAAUGUGACAGGCAGCCAUGCGGCAACGGUACCUGCAAAAAUACAGUCGGAUCCUACAACUGUCUCUGCUUCCCCGGCUUUGAGCUCACACACAACAACGAUUGCAUGGACAUAGACGAGUGCAGCGCACUCCAGGGGCAGGUGUGCAGGAACGGACAGUGCAUCAAUGGACUCGGCUCCUUCCAGUGUCUCUGCCAUGAGGGUUACGAGAAUACACCUGAUGGAAAGAAUUGUGUUGAUAUCAAUGAAUGUGUGAGUCUGCCUGGGACCUGCUCUCCAGGAACAUGUCAGAAUCUGGAUGGAUCCUUCAGAUGCAUUUGCCCUCCUGGAUAUGAGGUGCAAAAUGACCAGUGUAUAGAUAUCAACGAGUGUGAUGUGGAGCCCAACAUCUGCCAGUUUGGCACCUGCACCAACACUCCUGGUAGUUUCCAGUGCUCGUGCCAACCAGGCUUUGUUCUGUCUGAUAACAAACGGCGCUGCUAUGAUACCAGAGAGAGCUUCUGUUUCACCAAAUUUGAGGCAGGCAAGUGUUCUGUUCCCAAAGCCUUCAAUACCACCAAGGCCAAGUGCUGCUGCAGCAAGAUGCCUGGAGAGGGCUGGGGACUCCCCUGCGAGCUGUGCCCACGAGAGAGUGAUGCUGCUUUUGACACUCUCUGUCCUUAUGGUCAUGGAGCUCUGCCUGGCCCAACUGAUGCUCGUGAAGAUAUGAAUGAGUGUCUGGAUAACCCGGGCAUCUGUCAGAAUGGCAUCUGCAUCAACACAGAUGGCUCUUUCCGCUGUGAAUGCCCCUUCGGUUACAACCUGGAUUAUACUGGAGUCAACUGUGUCGACACUGAUGAGUGCUCCAUUGGAAACCCUUGUGGAAAUGGCACCUGCACCAAUGUGGUGGGAGGUUUUGAGUGUUCAUGUCAGGAAGGCUUCGAGCCAGGACCCAUGAUGACUUGUGAAGAUAUUAAUGAGUGUUCCCAGAAUCCUCUGCUUUGUGCCUUCCGUUGUGUCAACACUUUUGGAUCCUAUGAGUGUAUGUGUCCUGCUGGAUAUGUGCUGCGAGAUGACCAGCGCAUGUGCAGAGACCAGGAUGAGUGCUCCGAGGGGCUGGAUGACUGUGACUCCAAGGGCAUGACCUGUAAGAACCUGAUUGGCACCUUCAUGUGUAUUUGCCCUCCUGGCAUGCAGCGCCGACCAGAUGGAGAGGGUUGCAUGGACCUGAAUGAGUGCCGGGCCAAACCUGGCAUCUGUAAGAAUGGGCGUUGUAUCAACACAGUGGGAAGCUACCGUUGCGAGUGCAAUGAUGGCUUUGAGCCAAGUUCCACUGGAACUGAGUGUAUCGACAACAGAAAGGGCUACUGUUUCACUGAGGUCCUGCAGACCAUGUGCCAGCAGUCAUCCACCAACAGGAACAGUGUCACCAAGUCAGAGUGCUGCUGCAACACGGGCCGAGGCUGGGGGUCACAGUGUGAGCUCUGCCCACUGCCUGGGACUGUCCAUUACAAGAAGAUGUGCCCACUCGGCCCUGGCUACACCACUGAUGGUAGAGAUAUCAAUGAGUGUCAGGUGAUGCCUGAUCUGUGUCGUAACGGUCAGUGCAUCAACACCAUUGGAUCUUUCCGCUGUCACUGUAAUGUCGGAUACAAAACCGACUUCACUGCCACCUCCUGUGUUGAUAUGGAUGAGUGUGCUCUUUCACCGAAGCCCUGUAACUUCCUGUGUAAAAACACGGAGGGCAGCUACCUGUGCUCGUGCCCCAGAGGUUACAGCUUACAGCCGGAUGGAAAGACCUGCAAAGAUCUGGAUGAGUGUUCAACAAAGCAGCACAACUGCCAGUUCCUCUGUGUCAACACCAUCGGAGGCUUCACCUGCAAGUGUCCUCCUGGAUUCACCCAGCACCAAACAGCCUGCAUUGACAACAACGAGUGUUCAGCUCAGGCUAGUGUGUGUGGCAGCCGUGCAUCUUGUGUCAACACACCUGGAAGCUUCAACUGUGAAUGCACCAAGGGUUUCUCCUUGGACACUUCAGGCGUGGAGUGUGAGGAUGUGGAUGAGUGUAGCAGUAACCACCGCUGUCAACACGGCUGUCAGAACAUGCUGGGAGGUUACCGCUGCGGCUGUCCUCAGGGUUACGUACAGCACUACCAGUGGAACCAGUGUGUGGAUGAAAACGAGUGUCAGGGAGGAUCAGUUUGUGGCUCGGCCUCGUGUUACAACACACUGGGCAGUUUCAAGUGUGUGUGUCCCUCCGGCUUCGACUUCGAGCAGAGUGCUGGCGGCUGCCAGGAUGUGAAUGAAUGUUCCACAGGCACAAACCCCUGCAUCUAUGGCUGCUCCAACACUGACGGAGGCUACCUGUGUGGCUGUCCGGGAGGUUUCUAUAGAGCAGGACAGGGACAUUGUAUAACAGGCUCAGGCUUCCCUGGUCAGUUUGCGGAGGGCGAGGAGGAUGACAGCUUGUCUCCUGAGGCUUGCUAUGAAUGUAAGAUCAACGGGGGAGGAAAGAACGCCAGACACAAGCGCAGUGCUGACGGAAAUGAACUCAACCAGGAGCACACAGUGAGUAUGGCCAGUGUGGACAUCCAGGACUCGCUCCCCUUGAACAUCUCGCUUGCCUCAUUGCUCAAUAAGGAGCCCUUGCUGGAGCUCCGUCCCGCCCUGCAGCCCCUGCUGCACCACGUGCGUUAUGUUAUAACCCACGGCAACGCCAACGAACAAUUCCGCCUGCUGGAACGCCGUGACGGAAAGAGCGUGCUCCGGCUCGGUAAGAGGCCACCCCCACCAGGAUCCUACCGCCUGGAUAUUACCAGUCUGCCGUUGUUCGGGCCACGGAAACUACACCAACUGGAGGAACAGCAUGACAGUGACUACCUACAAGGAGAAAUAGGAGAAGCCCUGCGCAUCAAGCUCCUCAUCCACCUGCACUGAGCUCAGAGUGUGCUUACAGUCCUGCUCUGGAAUGUCUCCUGAGGCCUUUGAGUUUUAAUCCUUUAUCCAGUAACUCCUCUACCCGUCACCCCACAGGACCAUCUCACAAACAGGGGGAUGGAAAUCAAGGGCUAUGAAAGACUGACUCCAUCAGCCCAAUCCUACCACCACUUUGUUACUGU